CCCUUCCCGCAGGCGCCCAGGGCGUCAGAUCGGCCCAGGGGGCUCGUCCUGCAGGCGCCCUUGAUCUCCUCUCCCGCCGGCUCUCGCUGCUCCCGUAGCAGCGCCUGAUUCCGAUCCGGUCGUUCUCAUCGGAUCUUAAAAAAAAAAAAAAUGUCUGCUGCAUCGGGUUAUGUUGCUGUUCCUCGCUGUCCGGUGAUCUUUGAUGGUACUAACUACACCGAGUUCACUGGCUUCAUGCGCAUUCACAUGCGUGGCAUCCGUCUUUGGGGUGUUCUUUCUGGCGAGGUCUGUUGUCCGCCACGUCCAGUUCCUCCGGUGGCCCCUACCCCGCCAACUCCAUCGGUUCUUCCUACGGAUGCUAAUCAGGCUGCCAAGGAUGCGGCUAAGGUUGCUGAUGAGGUUGCUGAUCGUGCUUAUGAUGAGAGGGUUUUGGCUUAUGAGGAGGCUCUUCAGUUGUAUCAUGGUGCUCUGUCUGCUUACACCCAGUGGCUUGAUGAUGAUGCCCGUGCUGCAGCUGUUCUCACUGCUAGUGUUCUGCCUCAGUUUGCUUCUGAAUUUCUGGGUCUUUCUACUGUCUUUGAGAUGUGGACCCGUCUUCGUGAGCGCUAUCAGCCCUCUGGUGAUGCCUUAUACCUCUCUGUGAUCCGCCAGGAGCAUGCUCUUCAGCAGGGUGACUCUACUGUUGAUGACUUCUAUGCACAGAGUUCUGCUAUCUGGCGUCAGCUUGAUUCUCUCCGUAGUGCUGGGUGUCGUACCUGCCCCUGUUGCCAGGCUGUCCAGGCCAAUUUGGAGUUUCAUCGCGUCUAUGAGUUCUUGUCUCGGCUUCGUAAGGAGUUUGAGCCCCGGCGUGCUCAGUUGUUUGCUCGUGGCCGUAUUUCUCUCAUGGAGGCGCUUUCUGAGAUUCGUGCAGAGGAGACUCGCUUACGUGGUGCUGGUUUGCUGGAGGUUCCCUCUGUGCUUGCUACUCGUGCUCCUCCGCCACCUGCUCCAUCGACCACUUCUCGCUCGAGUGCUCCGCCGCUAUUGCCCACUCCUUCUGGAGGCUCCGGUCGCCCCCGUCCACACUGCGCCUAUUGCAACAAUGAUGGUCAUCUUGAGUCUCAGUGCUACACGAAGAAGAAACACCUGCGCAAGGCUCGAUCAUCAUCUUCAGGGACUUCGUCGUCUACCUCGACAGCUUCAGCCAUUGCUUUGACUGAGCAGGAUAUUCUGAGACUUAAGCGUCUGCUCGCGGCUUCAGGUUCUUCCUCGACGGGUACUGCCGGUUCUGUGACUGAUGCUUCCCGCACUGAGCAAUCACCCUCUACACAGUCAGGACCGUCACACGCACACUCUGGUUGGGGCUGGCCCUCGCCGCCGUGAUUCUCAGGGUCUUUGGGAGUUGGACUGGCUUCAUGUUCCUUCUGCUGCUACCACCAUCGCCAGUUCUUCCGCUUCUGUUGCCUCUGUCACUGGUUCCUUCCAGCAGUGGCAUCAUCGACUUGGUCAUCUGUGUGGAUCUUGGUUGUCUUCUUUAGUUCGUCGAGGCCUUCUGGGGUCUGUCUCAGGAGAUGUCUCUUUAGAGUGUCAGGGUUGUCGUCUUGGUAAGCAGAUUCAGUUACCAUAUUCACAUAGUGAGUCCGUGUCUAAGCGUCCUUUCGAUUUAGUCCAUUCUGAUGUA
This is a messenger RNA of Triticum dicoccoides, 1660 nucleotides long. RefSeq lists its product as uncharacterized. NCBI's taxonomy places the organism in Eukaryota, Viridiplantae, Streptophyta, Magnoliopsida, Poales, Poaceae. The coding region runs from base 151 to 1362 and encodes 403 amino acids. The record is from RefSeq and is a predicted model, not a curated record. The transcript has 2 exons.